Molecule: messenger RNA, 2938 nt
Organism: Cuculus canorus (common cuckoo)
Lineage: Eukaryota; Metazoa; Chordata; Aves; Cuculiformes; Cuculidae
Product: transmembrane protease serine 9-like
Exons: 4
Coding region: 398-895 (165 amino acids)
Biological process (GO): proteolysis
Molecular function (GO): serine-type endopeptidase activity
Source: RefSeq, a predicted model, not a curated record
GAGGUGUGAUCUGUGAUAACAACCCAGACCGUGCUGUGUCUGCCAGGCUGCGCCGCUGAUGGGUGAAGGCAAUUCUCCUGCCCAGUGUGUGUCUCCCCAGAAGGCUGCACCAAGGCGUGGGCUGUGGAAGGAGGGCAGAUAGUCCUUUCACUGAUGGUUACUUAAAGCUGUGGUGCCUCUUCUUCUGUCCCAGACUGUGGCUUAACAAGUGCUCUGGCCUUCAGCAAGAUCGUGGGUGGCAGCACCGCGGCUCGAGGAGAAUGGCCAUGGCAAGUCAGUCUCUGGCUUCGGCGGAAGGAGCACAAAUGCGGGGCCGUCCUCAUCGCAGAGCGGUGGCUGCUCUCUGCAGCUCACUGCUUUGAUAUGAACACCUUUCCUGAAUGGCAUUGACGGCAAAAUGGAGAAAAUAUUCCGUAUCUACAAGCACCCUUUUUACAACGUCUACAGCCUGGACUAUGAUGUGGCGCUGCUGGAGCUGACCGUGCCCGUCAAGUUCAGCAACACCAUCAAACCCAUCUGUCUCCCAGACAAUUCCCACGUCUUCCAUGAAGGAGCCAGAUGCUUCAUCACAGGCUGGGGUUCCACGAAGGAAGGAGGGCUGAUGUCAAAGCAGCUGCAAAAAGCAGCGGUGAACAUGAUCGGAGACCAGGCCUGCAAGAAGUUCUACCCCGUGCAGAUCAGCAGCAGGAUGGUGUGUGCCGGCUUCCCGCAGGGCACUGUCGACAGUUGUUCUGGUGAUGCUGGUGGGCCCCUGGCGUGUAAAGAACCCUCAGGGAAGUGGUUUCUAGCAGGAAUCACCAGCUGGGGCUAUGGCUGUGCCAGGCCGUACUUCCCUGGUGUUUACACCAAAGUCACAGCUGUCCAGGGCUGGAUUGCACAGAACCUCAAGCUUUGAAACUGCGUUUCACCACUCAGGGAAGGCGUCAGACGAGAGGAGUAAUUGCCAGAGGAUGCACUAACCCCUCUGCUGUCAUACGUGUGUUUUGAUGCUGCGAAGGCGUGAAGAUGACCUGCAGGUACUGAGCAAAUGCCAGUGUUGAGUGACUCUGCAGUUUUCACCAGGGCAUUUGAUAACGGCUUUGCAUAGAAAGGCACAAUUCUAGACAUUUUCUAUAAAUAAAUGAGGCCUGUCCCAUCUUACGAGCUGGCCAAACAUCCUGCGCAUUAAAACGUGGCCUUUCUAGUUGGAGGGUGCCCGAAACAUCUACCAGAGAUCUGUGCAGUUUGGCUGCCCUCUGCCUAUGAGCUGGCGUAGAAUCAUAGAAUACUUCGGGUUGGAAGGGACCUUAAAGAUCAUCCAGAUCCAUCCCCCCUGCCAUGGGCAGGGACAUCCCACUGGCUCAGGCUGCCCAAGGCCCAUCCAACCUGGCCUUGAACACCUCCAGGGAUGGGGCAGCCACAGCUUCCCUGGGCAACCUGGGCCAGUGUCUCACCACUCUCAUCAUGAAGAAAUUCCUCUUUAUGUCCAGUCUAAACCUGCUCCUCUCCAGUUUAUACCCAUUGCCCCUUGUCCUAUCACUCCAAGCCUCUGUAAGCAUCCCAAAGCCAAGCCAAGACACAAGUGAACUCUGCCCCAAGCAUAGAGUUGUGUCUUCAGAUGCCACUUGAUGGAGCUGUUACGUUGUGUGAUGGCUUUUGGAUAAGUUCUGCUACCAUUUGCUUAGCACUAGGAAGCUCAGGGAGGAUCCCUGGCUCCCCAUUCCAUCACAAGAGAAAGUCGGACUAAAACACUUGGACUGAAAACUGCACUGGCCCUUGUCUGUAUUGGGGAAUCUGGACAGGCUUCUCCCACCCUCGCAGCUCCUGUUGUGCAAGAGAAGAGGUGAUUAAAUUGACAGAGGUUAAGGCUCAGCCCCAGAGCUCACUGUUCAGGUUAAGUGAAGCGGGAAGAGUUCAAAGUGCUGAGAUAGUGGCCCAAGGAAUAUAACUCAGGCCCUGCUGACCAGCGUGAGGCAUACAGACAUCUCUGUUCACAAGAAAAACUGCUCUAGAGCUCACGUGUCAAGUCUUGGGCAGCUCCUCGUAGAUUCAACCACCAAAACUGAACAGCAGUUUGUGCCCCUUCCGAGGCUUUGGCACUUGAGUUCUGUAUUUGGGUAAAGCAAGAGGUUUAGAAUCAUAGAAUCCAGCCCAACCCCACCAUGCCCACUGAACCAUGUCCCAAAGUCCCACGUUUACACAGUUUUUGAACCCCUCCAGGGAUGGGGACUCGCGCACUGCCCUGAGAACCUCUGCCAGGGCUUCACCACUCUUCCAGUAAAGAAACUUUUCAUAACAUCCAAUCUAAACCUCCCCAGGCAUAACUUGAGGCCAUGAGUUUCUUCUAUCCCAGCCCCACUGGCAGCGCAAUCCACCCCUUUCCCUGCGAGGGCAAGGCGCUUCCAGGCAUGGCUCAGCUCAAGAGAAGUUCAAGUCGGUGGCCGGAGCUCUUGGGGGAUGCUCCCAUCAAUGAAAGGGGCUGCUGCACGGCCAGUACCACAAAAUACACAGCCAUAAAGAAAAGGGAAAAGGCACCUAAGCAAACACAACUGGAAAGCACUUUAUUGUCAAGUAGUCGUUCCGCCUGGUCUGGAUGGAAACUCCAGUUCAGUUUGAAUUAGUCUAAAUAUCCAAUUACCUCCCAUUACCCUGCGUGAGAACACUUUGGUCCCUUCACAGAUACCACCACAUUGGGAGAUUAAAUCAUCGACUGGUUUGGGUUGGAAGGGACCUCAAAGCCCAUCCAGUCCCACCCCCUGCCAUGGCAGGGACACCUCCCACUGGAUCAGGGGCUCCAAGCCCCAUCCAACCUGGCCUGGAACCCCUCCAGGGAUGGGGCAGCCACCACUGCUCUGGGCAACCUGGGCCAGGGCCUCCCCACCUGUACAGCAAAACAUUUCUGCCUAAGAUCAUCUCAAUCUCCCCUCUUGCAGCUGAAAACCGUUCCCCCAUGUCCUCU